AUGAGUGCCUUGCUACUGCGUUGGCUGAAUGACGAUCUCAAAUUACAACGCAAAGUGGAGGUGCUGGAGCGGGAUGUCAGUAAUGGCUACAUCAUCGCCGAGGUGCUGCAUCUCCAAGGUCUGGAGCCCAAGUUGGAGCAGUAUGAUAACUCCUCGACCACAGCAGCCAAGAUCCACAACAUGGAACUUUUAGGAGAAAGAUUCGAGGCUCUGGGCAUUCCGUUCUCCGUGAACACGCGUCGUGCCAUCAUGAUGGAGAACCGCUCUGCGGUGCUUCAGUUUCUGCUGCAACUCAAGGAUUUCCUUGGUCGACGAUCCAACAGAAGACCCGAGAGUGCACGAGCCAAAGUCAUCCCAUCCGACCAAGCGACAAAAACCGCAGCAGCUAUUAAGUCGAAUCUUCCUCCACAUGAUGUGGAAGAGCGCUUCUUAAUGGAUACAAUGAAGAAAUAUCAACCGAAAGACAUUCGCUUCUAUAAGGACAUCGACAUGGCCGUACACCUGCGCAAGUUCCAACAAGCUCAAUGGCAAGCAGAGAACGAGCACGACAGACUUAACCAACAGAUCAAAGUUGACAAGAACGCCAAUGCAGCCACAGGAUACGCCGCUACUCGAGCUCACUUGCAAGAAAAGGCGCAGUUUUUGCGUGAAUGGGAUCGUGAACAUCUCGAGAAAUGGAAGCACACACAACGACUCUUCUUGUCUACAGAGCGUGAUGAUUUGCGCCUUGAAUUGACCUUGGAGGCUCGAAGACAAAUCUAUGCCGAGGAAAAACUGGCUGAGACUCAACAAGAUGGCGUUGAUGGUGUUGUGGAUUUCAAGAAGAACAUGAAUAGACUGGGACUUGCAUCCAGCGGCACAGAUCUAUCGCUCCGCGCGAUUCCAGCAAAUGAUGAGGGUGCACGUGCUCACUUUCACGGGCUCGAGAAACGAGUCGAAGAUCUCGAUUUUCGGCCUUCCAACAACGUCAAAAUGAUGAAAGAGCUACGUAAGCGGCGAAAAGCGCAGUUAGCCGCGGAGAAAGACCGACGCAUGAGGCGACAGAAGGCAUUGGCAGAUCAGAAAAAGUCAAUUGAAGCUCACGAAAGGGGACAACUAAAUGAUGAUCAAGACGAUUUCCAAGACCCUGAGGCCUCGAAUUCGACUGCGCUACCAGAAAAAAACGGGGAAGUGGAGUCAAUUGUGAAUCCACGCGAGAAAUAUCUUGAUGAGAAACGUGAAGAGCUGGAGGAAAAUUACGCUCGGCUACGGGAGUCUGGAAGUAUGAGAAGAGAAGAAGACAUGAAAGUGCUGGACGGACUUCGCACCACGAAACGUGAAAAGGAAUACCUACGCGCAUGCGACGUGUGCUCUGAUGCAGUUGAUGACUUGAUCUCAUUAGCAUUCGCUAUUGUCUCGGUCAGCGACAGAGAUAUGGUGGAUAUAGAACCACUGAAAAGGGAAACAUUUUUUCCAGGCAAAUCGUCACGACCCACUUGUUCUGAUCAAGGCGGCGAAGAAAUGCGUUAUGAGCUUGAUGUGUCCAUCCAGAACUUCUUGUGUUGCUCAGAAGUGUGGGCCACGCUUCCGCUCCAGUCCAGAUUCUCCACAUACGACGUAAAAUCUGACAUCCAAGCUUUGGGUGAAGGCUGGGCCAAUCCGACUGUAGCUUUGGACACGUCUUGGUGUCGCCCUCUCUCUUUCAUUUUGCUGAGCGUCUUUACAGAGGAUGAAAGCGGAAGUGAACUCGCGCAACGGGUUGCAACGGAGCACCAUCUGACUUUCCUGCAGCUCGAUGCUCUUGCGGACGAGUGUGUGAAAACGAGUUACGAACCUCAAAAGCUCGGAGAUCAAGUAGCAUCGCUCUGUGACCGCGAGAGAGAACUUGGCGUAUUCGGUCCAAAGAUCACAGCUCUUAGGCUGAAGAAUGCGCCACUACCCGACAGUCUUGCUGUAGAAAUCAUUGCGAAAGCUGUAUCACUGUGUCGAAGAGAAGCUUCGGAAUCUCCACUAGAUGAUACACUAAGCAGUGCACUAAGUGGAUGCAUGCUACACAAUUAUCCAAGGUGA
Messenger RNA from Phytophthora infestans T30-4, 2049 nucleotides. RefSeq lists its product as uncharacterized. The coding region runs from base 1 to 2049 and encodes 682 amino acids. The record is from RefSeq and is a predicted model, not a curated record. Gene Ontology annotation, molecular function: protein binding. Lineage: Eukaryota; Oomycota; Peronosporomycetes; Peronosporales; Peronosporaceae. The transcript is spliced from 6 exons.